This is a messenger RNA of Microthlaspi erraticum, 243 nucleotides long. The record is from the annotation of a GenBank genome assembly. NCBI's taxonomy places the organism in Eukaryota, Viridiplantae, Streptophyta, Magnoliopsida, Brassicales, Brassicaceae.
AUGGCCAAGUUUGCUUCCACCAUCACCCUUUUCUUCGCUGCUCUUGUUCUCUUUGCUGUUCUUGAAGCACCUACGAUGGUGAAAGCGCAGAAGCUUUGUGAGAAGCGAAGUGGAACAUGGUCGGGAAAUUGUUUAAAUAAUAAAGCGUGGAAGGAUAAGUGCAUUGGACUUGAAGGAGCAAGACAUGGAUCUUGCAACAUUGCCUUCCCAAUUAACAAGUGUCUCUGCUACUACACAUGUUAA